AUGGAGCGUGAGAAUGAAGUGUGCUAUUUAUUGCGAUUCCGCAAUCUUUUAAAUCAAUUUUUAGUUGACAUGUACGCAAAAAUUGAGACUGAAAGACUUAACUAUAUUCGUAACAACCAAAAAAAACUGAGAAGUGAGGAAUACGUUCACUUGAAAGAUGCUUUGUCAAAAAAUGAUGAACAAUUAUCAACAAUGGGAAAAAUGGUUGUGUUGCCUUCUUCUUUUACUGGAGGACCCCGUUACAUGCAUGAGCGAACUCAAGAUGCAAUGACCUAUGUACGUCAUUAUGGACGGCCAGAUUUAUUUAUAACAUUCACCUGCAAUCCUAAGUGGCCGGAAAUAACGCAGCUUUUGAGUGAAGGUCAACAGUCUUAUGAUAGACAUGACAUCGUAGCGAGGGUUUUCAAUGUGAAAGUGAAACAUAUGAUAAAACUUCUUACAGUAGGUCGUAUCUUUGGUGACACAAGGUGUCACAUGUACACCAUAGAAUGGCAAAAACGUGGACUCCCUCAUGUUCAUAUUCUAUUAUGGUUAGAAGAGAAAAUGAGACCAGAGUCUAUUGACCAAAUUAUCUGCGCUGAGUUACCUGAUCCAGACAUAAAUCCAGAUCUUUAUCAAAUUAUCAAGACAACCAUGGUUCACGGUCCAUGUGGAUCUUUCAACUUAAAAUCACCCUGUAUGGUUGAUGGUAAGUGCACAAAAAAUUUCCCAAAGGAAUUUUUAAAAGAAACUCAAACAGGAGAUGACGGAUAUCCCAAGUAUCGUAGACGAUCACCAGCAGACGGAGGAAAAACUUUCAAACUUAACGGAGUUGAAAUCGACAACCGAUGGAUAGUGCCGUACAAUCCCGUUCUAUCCCAUACCUUCGGGACUCAUGUUAAUGUUGAGAGUUGUAACUCCGUAAAAGCCAUAAAAUACAUCUGUAAUUAUUUAAAUAAAGGAUCUGACCAAGCAUCGUUUACCGUUCAGGAUUUUGAUGAGGUGACGAAGUACCAGGCGGGACGUUACAUCAGUAGCUCUGAAGCAGUCUGGCGAAUAUUUCGUUUUCCUAUUCAUGACAGGUUUCCUUCGGUGAUGCAUCUUGCUGUACAUCUUGAAAAUGGUCAAAGAAUUUAUUUUACUGAGCAAGAUGUGAUUGACAAAGUAAUUAAUCCAAAAAAAACAACACUAAUGGCUUUUUUUGAGCUUUGCCAAGUUGAUGACUUUGCAAAAACUCUUUUGUAUGUUGAAGUUCCAGCUUAUUACGUAUGGAAAAAUAACCGCUUUGAUAGAAGAAAAAAAGGUAAGGUUGUUUCAGGUUAUUUAGGAGUCAAGAAAGAUCAAGUUUUAGGUAGAGUUUAUACCGUGCAUCCCGGAAAUACUGAAUGUUAUCACCUGCGUCUUCUCCUACAUGAGAUUCGAGGUCCUACAUCAUUUUCUGCUUUGAAAACUGUUGAUGGAGUGAUUCAUCCAACAUUUCAAGCAGCAUGUAGAGCACUUGGUCUUCUAGAAGAUGACGCUAAUUGGUAUCGCACUCUGGAUGAAGCUUGCAUCUCUGAUUCGCCCUACAAGAUCCGUGAGCUGUUUGCCAUUAUGUUAGUUUUUUGUCAUGUUGACGACCCAUCGAAAUUAUGGGAGAAAUAUCGAGAUUAUUUUUCAGAAGAUAUUAAGAGAGAGGUAGAACGAGACGGUGGAAAUGUUGAGCUGUUACUUGACGUUAUUUACAACAAAUGUCUCAUACUACUUGAAGAUAUUGUUAUAUCAAUGUCUGGAAAAACACUUCUUCAGUUCGGCCUCCACUCUCCAACCCGAGAUGAAAGGUUUAUUGUCACUAAUCGUCAAUAUUUGCGUGAAUUGGCUUACGACACCGUCUAUUUAACUAAAGUUGUAGCUGAAAAUGUUCCUAAAUUAAAUCUAGAACAGAGAAAAGUUUACAAUGAAAUUUUAAAUUCGAUUAUAUCUGAUUCUGGGCAGUUGUAUUUUCUUGAUGCUCCAGGUGGUACUGGAAAAACGUUUUUAAUCAAUUUACUGCUUGCGAAAAUCAGGAGUGAAAAAAACAUCGCUAUAGCCGUUGCUUCUUCAGGAAUUGCUGCGACUUUGAUAGACGGAGGUAAAACAGCUCACUCUGCCUUUAAAUUACCUCUCAAUUUAGGUUAUUCUGAGUCUCCACUUUGUAACAUCUCUAAACAGAGUGAUAUGGCUCAUGUGCUGCGAGAAACAAAAAUUAUUAUCUGGGACGAAUGCACUAUGGCUCACAAAAAUGGUAUUGAAGCUCUAAACAGAUUGCUCAAAGAUAUUAGAGGUUGCGACCGAAUUAUGGGAGGAGUAAUUGUUCUCUUAGCCGGUGAUUUUAGACAAACUUUGCCUGUUGUGCCACGAGGAACACGUGCAGAUGAAGUUAAAGCCUGUAUUAAGUCAUCAAUUUUAUGGCCUUCGGUCAAAGUUUUAUCUUUGACUAUCAAUAUGCGUGUUCAUCUUCAGCCAAAUUCGAAAGCAGAAGAGUUUUCAAAAAUACUGAUUGAUAUAGGUGAUGGCCAAAUUCCGGAAGAAGACGGAAGAAUAAACGUGUUCUAUAUUAAUUGUGAAACUGUCCCAGAUUUAAUCACCUUGACUGCCAAAAUAUACCCGAAUAUUGACAAAGCUGGCGAUAAUUGUAGUUCAUGGUUAAAGGAGAGAGCCAUCCUCACACCAACCAAUGAACAAGUCAAUUGUAUUAACAACUUUUUGCUGGAGAAACUGCCAACUGAGCAAGUAAGAUAUGAAUCGGUGGACAAAGUACUGGAGGAUGAAGAAGCUGUCCACUAUCCUGUUGAAUUCUUACACACACUCAAUCCACCAGGGAUACCACCUCAUGUUCUUCAACUCAAGAUUGGCACUCCAAUAAUGUUGCUCCGCAAUUUAAAUCCGACAAAAUUAUGUAAUGGUACCAGGCUUCAAGUCAAGGUCUUACACAAAAAUGUCAUUGAAGCCAUGAUUUUCACCGGAAAAUAUGAAGGAGAAACUGUAUUCAUUCCAAGGAUCCCUCUGAUUCCAUCAGAUUACCACUUCGAAUUUAAACGUCUGCAAUUUCCUGUCAAAGUUUGUUAUGCCAUGACGAUUAACAAGGCACAAGGGCAGAGUUUAAAGAUGACUGGUAUUGAUUUAAGAAAUGACUGUUUCUCUCAUGGCCAACUAUACGUGGCAUGCUCAAGAGUAAGUUCACCUGACAGCUUGGUCAUUCUUCAACCAAUAGGAAAAACGAAGAAUGUUGUAUAUAAAGAAGUUUUAAGUAUUUAA
This is a messenger RNA of Cotesia glomerata, 3255 nucleotides long. RefSeq lists its product as uncharacterized. The record is from RefSeq and is a predicted model, not a curated record. NCBI's taxonomy places the organism in Eukaryota, Metazoa, Arthropoda, Insecta, Hymenoptera, Braconidae. The transcript has a single exon. Gene Ontology annotation, biological process: DNA repair; telomere maintenance. Gene Ontology annotation, molecular function: DNA helicase activity. Bases 1 to 3255 code for a protein of 1084 amino acids.